CUUUUAAAUAAAUAACAAUCUCUACACUUAAAUGUGAUCAACUUAGUCUUUCCAGUACAAGCCUCAACAAAGUGCAGAUUUGAAUUUCUUUAGUGUCAGAUAUAGAAAUAUUAUGAAACACAAACUGUCUGUAUCAUCUGUUAAACAUACAUGAGACAAUAUAAGAGUGACAUUGCAUGUCCAUUUUCCGCCCAAAGUCAAAUCUCAUUUAAUCAGCUGUUUUAUCUCUGCGGUGCAAGCGAUCAUGGGGCUGAAAUGUUUUGUCUGGAAGAUAAAAGUUGUUGGAUGGGGCUAAUUUAAAUGCCGAGAUCCCUGCUGGGAUCUUAAUUGAUGAUUUGUGUCGCGGGACAAGCUGCCCAGGGGCAAAACUGCAAACACAAAAUACUCUGACUUUAUUUGCAUAUUCCCCUUCAACACAUUACGAGCAAAUUACAAUCUGAGGUUCAAUACUGCAGGACCCAGAGCUCUUUUGGUCUAAUCACUAAUAAAAUGACUCGGUCGCCCUAAAUGAGGGAAGUGAACUGAGCAAAAGGAAGAUUGUAAACCAAUUGUGAUGCUUCUUGACUUGCAUAAAGCUAUUUAGAAAAUUGUCUACCAUUCUAAUGAAUCAUUUUUAAAGCCAAUCAUAGCACUAAUAAUUCAAAUGCCAAUUUUUCUACAGGUCUCAUUUGGAUUUUCAGAUCUUACACAUGUUUGUCUGUUGACAGUUAAUGAGAUACUGUAUCUGUGCAAAAUAAAAAAUGCAGGCUCAAAUGAGAAUUAUUCAUCAGCCUGUAGUCUGCUGGGGUCUUGUGUGUUCAAGGUGAAGCAAUAUGAGGCUACAUUGUUUUUCGCUCUUCUUAGAUGCACAGAGACAGAGCUCUGUUGUUACAGGCUUCCACCGCAAAGCCUUUGCUGAUCCUGAUGGCUCUCGGAGGAGUGUGGGCCUGUUAUUGCCGUUAGACGGCUGUGCAUCCAAAUGACCUCACUGUGCUGCUCUCCUACCGCUAGGCACGGCGGUCAAACUCCUCUCCUGGGAUCUGGAGACUGUCUGGAGGGCAGUGCGCUGUCGGACCGGCUCCAACUUCAGAUGCUCCGAUGCUGAGAACAAGCAGACUGAUCUCCAUGUGAAGCUAUCCCAUGAUGCAACAUGUGUCCCCAGCACCAGCAUUGACCAUGAUGGCCACACAGAGCGUCCCUCCACCAUCGUACCAGGAGAGCCAACAGAUGACAGGCACUACGCAGCAAAACUCAAAGGCCCAGCAUGUCCACCUCUCUGCAGCCUCAGCGGCAGGGGCCACACAGGUCAGCGUGACCCUUGACCCCCAAGCCCAACUGGAGUCAGACAAACGAGCCGUUUACAGACAUCCUCUUUUUCCUCUUCUGGCGUUGCUGUUUGAGAAGUGUGAACAAGCCACGCAGGGAUCAGAAUGCAUCACCUCCGCCAGCUUUGACGUCGACAUCGAGAACUUUGUCCACCAGCAAGAACAGGACCACAAGCCUUUCUUCAGCGAGGACCCUGAACUAGACAACCUGAUGGUAAAGGCGAUCCAGGUGUUGCGGAUUCACCUGCUGGAGCUGGAGAAGGUGAACGAGCUCUGUAAAGACUUCUGCAACCGUUACAUCACCUGCCUCAAGACCAAGAUGCACAGUGACAAUCUGCUACGGAACGACCUGGGCGGCCCGUACUCACCAUCACAGACCAACCUCGGCCUGCAGCAGGACCUGCUUCAGAACUCAUCCCCAUCCCUCACCUCUGUCUCCAGCACAGUAAACCCCUCUGGGAUCGUGGUCCCUGCCGGUUCACUGCAACAGAACAACGUUGCCAUGACCACUAUCAACUCUCAGGUGGUCUCAGGCGGGACGCUGUAUCAGCCGGUGGCAAUGGUUACCUCACAGGGGCAGGUGUUGACCCAGGGGUUACCACAUGGAACCAUCCAAAUCCAAAACAAUCAGGUGAACCUGGACUUGUGCUCACUCUUGGACGGCGAUGACAAGAAAUCAAAAAACAAAAGAGGUUUUUUUUUUUUUUUUUUUGUCCUUCCCAAACAUGCCACAAACAUUAUGCGUUCCUGGCUCUUCCAGCAUCUCAUGCAUCCUUAUCCUACAGAAGACGAGAAAAGACAGAUCGCAGCACAAACAAAUCUUACCUUAUUACAGGUGAACAACUGGUUUAUCAACGCCCGCAGGCGUAUACUGCAGCCCAUGCUGGAUGCCAGUAAUCCCGACCCUGCUCCCAAAGCCAAGAAGAUGAAAUCUCAGCACAGACCCACGCAGCGCUUCUGGCCCGACUCCAUUGUAGCUGGAGUCCUGCAGACACACGGAUCCCACUCCUCAAACAAUUCAGAGAAUUCUCUUGGCAUGGACGGCCUGCAGUCUCUGUCCUCAGACUCCGCCACGCUGGCGAUGCAGCAAGCCAUGCUGGGAGGAACUGAGGAUUCCAUGGACGGCACAGAGGAGGAGGACGAUGAAGAGGAGGAAGAGGAGGGAAUUGACGAGGAGGAAGAUGAAGAUGAAGAAAUCGAGGGAGGCAGACAGAUGGCUCGGAGAGAUCUGGGCCUCAACCACAACGAAGGACUUGAAUUUGCCAGCAUGUCCAUCGCCAAUACGGCUGCCCAGGCGAUGCUCUCUGAUGCCCUUCUGAGGGACAGUAAUGGGGACAAUCGCAUUCGAUACCUGGAGCUGGAUUUGCCAUUGGAUAAAGUCAUCAAGUUCAUUUCUGUGGGCCUGCCGCUCCUUCUGGUGUCCAUGGCCUUUGCCAGAGAGAUUUCUAUUGGCCCACAGAUUAGCUGCUUUCCACCCAACAACUUCACAGUGAAGCAGGCAGCAUAUGUGGAUACGUACUGCUGGGACUCUCUCAUGCACCAUGAGUUUGACACAGAUGAGAACUUAGAAGAACGUUCACUGUGGGUUCAUAAAAUGUUUCCAUACUCCUUAUUGGUCAUGGCCAUGAUGAUGUACCUGCCGGCUCUGAUCUGGCGCUAUCUGGCCGUGCCCAGCUUGACCUCUGACCUGUUCUUCAUCAUCGACGAGCUGGACAAGUCUUACAACCGCUCUGUCCGCCUGGCUCAAAGCAUCCUGGACCUAAAACAGCACUCAGAAAACCCACUGCAGUUUCAGGCUGAGCUUGAGAGAGCCAAGCGCAAGCGUUAUUUUGAGUACCCCCUGCUGGAGAGAUACAUGCAGUGCAAGCAUGGCUCCUACUUCCUGGUCAGCAUGCUCUUCCUGCGAGGCUUCCUGCUCCUGACCUUCAUGUCCGCCUCGUGCCUCUACCUGAUCUACUUCCACCUCUCCGCCUUUCUACAAGAUGAAUUCAGCUGCUUUGUGCGCACCGGCCUCCUCCGUGACCAGCCCUGGGUGCCUGAGCUAGUUCAGUGUAAAAUGACUGGCCUACUUGUGUUCCAAGUCAUUAGCAUAGCUAACGGUGCCGUCUAUGUGCUGCUAGCUCCUAUUGUUCUCUUUAGCCUGCUGCGUUUGUUCUGUUGGGACACAACCUUCCUCUCCCUUUAUGAGGUGCUGCCAGGAUUGGGGCUCAUGAGCGGUCAGAAACUGGGCUGCCCGCUUAACGAUCUCAACGUGCUGCUUCUCUUUCUGCGCGCCAACGUAGCGCAGCUGCAAUCGUACAGCCGCCUGAGGGCCGUUUGCUCCCUCGCUCCUCCUCGGCUGAAGGGUGCUAAGGGCGUGCUGAUGGGGGAGCAGGCCGAGGAGGCUGCGGAGGCUGCCGAGGAGCUCGAGGAGGAGAUUAGAGAGGCCAGAGAGGAGGGCAAACUCAAUCUAGUAGACAUCAUGACUGUGCUGGGAGCAGCCAGAGGAAACGCUGUGAACUGUCCAGAGCAGCGCCCUCUUGUGGAACAAGACAUGACGCUUGAGCCUAACCACCAGGGGUACCAUGAGUUGAAGGAGACUACAACAUGUUGUUUUGCCUAAAGCACCAGCCAAUGGACUGAAGCAGCACUGUCAGACUCUAGAGGGCCCCGUAGAACAGCUAAACCUCUGAGAUGAACUAAAGAUGAAGAUAGACUAGAACAUCCAAUAGCUAAAAAUUCCUCCAUUAUAGUCCAGAAUCAAACAAAUCUGGAUUUAAAAUAAUUCUUAUGGAUUUCUUACACAGAGCACCUCAGGAAUAAGAACUAAAAGUCUGUACUGACAAUUCGAAAAGCCUCCAAUAGUUAAGCCUUCUUAAACUUGAGCAUUUUUAUAUCUUUAUUUAUUCUUUUCAUUCUUAUUAUCUGAUGUUUGUGGAUUCCAUGCUUCUUUGAAAACUGGAUGCUUUACUUGACCUUUUAUUCUCUUUUGUAAGUAUAGUGAAAUAAAAUUUGUUUGUAUUUGUG
Cyprinus carpio (common carp) is the source of this 4310-nucleotide messenger RNA. Its product is annotated as homeobox protein PKNOX2-like. The transcript is spliced from 17 exons. The record is from RefSeq and is a predicted model, not a curated record. Bases 1120 to 3906 code for a protein of 928 amino acids. Lineage: Eukaryota; Metazoa; Chordata; Actinopteri; Cypriniformes; Cyprinidae. Gene Ontology annotation, molecular function: channel activity; DNA binding. Gene Ontology annotation, biological process: regulation of DNA-templated transcription; monoatomic cation transport; positive regulation of interleukin-1 production.